Molecule: messenger RNA, 789 nt
Organism: Nicotiana tabacum (common tobacco)
Lineage: Eukaryota; Viridiplantae; Streptophyta; Magnoliopsida; Solanales; Solanaceae
Source: RefSeq, a predicted model, not a curated record
AUGGGAUGCGUUGGAAAAAAAUAUAAAACCGAGGAUGCUGGUUUAAAGAAGUUUGUUGCAACCAAGUUUUUGGACUAUAAGAUGGUAGACAUCAAGCCUAUCAUUACCCAAGUUCAAGAGCUGCAAGUUAUAAUUCAUGAUCUCCUUGCUGAAGGUUUGGUCAUCAAUGAGGCAUUUCAAGUUGCAGAAAUGACUGAGAAGUUUCCUCCGUUAUGGAGGGACUUUAAGUACUACUUGAAACACAAGUGCAAGGAGAUGAAACUCGAAGAUCUCAUCAUUCGAUUGAGGAUCGAAGAGGACAAUAAAGCUGUAGAAAAGAAGACAUGUGGGAACUCAACAAUUAUGGGAACAAAUAUUGUUGAAACUGCUCCAACUAAUCCGAAGAAGUGGAAGAACUCUUUUGGACCAAACAACUAUUCCAACAAGAAGAAAUUCAAGGAAAAUUGCCACAACUGUGGAAAGGUUGGACACAAAGCUACAGAAUGUCAUGCUCCAAAAAAAGAGAAGACAAAGGGUCAAGCAAAUAUGGUUGAAACAAAUGAUGAUAUUGAUAACUUAGAAGCAUUUGCUUCAUAUGCUCCCGUUGGACCCGACAAGACCACUUUUAUGGGAAAUUCUGCAACAACCAAAAUCAAAGGUUAUGGAAAGAUAUUCCUGAAGAUGACCUUUGGCAAGGUGGUGACUCUAAACAACGUUUGUCAUGUUUCUGAAAUACGGAAGAACUUAGUUUCUAUUUCACUUCUCGUCAAGAACGAGUUUAAGUGUAUUUUGUUUCAGACAAAGUUGUAA